Dermatophagoides pteronyssinus (European house dust mite) is the source of this 2100-nucleotide messenger RNA. RefSeq lists its product as uncharacterized. The record is from RefSeq and is a predicted model, not a curated record. NCBI's taxonomy places the organism in Eukaryota, Metazoa, Arthropoda, Arachnida, Sarcoptiformes, Pyroglyphidae.
AUGACAACAAUACAAAUAAAUCAACGGCAAAAUUUUCAAUCAAUCAAUAAUGAUAAUAAUAAUAAUGAUGCUAAUCAACAGCCAUUAUCAGUGAUCAAUUCACCAAUCAAUGAAAAUCCUGAAAUAAUGAUGAUUACAACUAAAACACCAUCAAUAAAAUCUUUGAAUUUGGAUUCAGAUUCCAAACAACAACGGAGAACAUUGAAUGAUGAAUUGCUCAACAAAAAUCAUAAAUGUGCUAAUAAUGAUGAUUGUCAAACAGAAAUAACACCCGAUUUUAGCGAUGUUGCUUAUUAUCCAUCAAUAUUGAACACUAAUCAAACUGAUCAUAAUGAAAAUAUCAAUAGAAAGUCAGAAAUGAUCAAUAACCAGAUGGAUGAUCAGAAAAUAUAUAGCCAAAAUAAACAAUUGCCAAAUAAACAAAUUCCAUUCAAUAAAGAUGAUAAUGAUCAUCGAUCCACAUCUAGUCAAUCAAUAUUAUCAGCGAAUUCAAUUUGCUGUCAUGUUCAACAUUGGAAAUUCUAUCUGAUCAUAACAUUAUUUAUUUUCAUUUCAUUACGUUAUCUCAUUCAUCUAGUGAUAAUCAUAUUUGGAAAUGAUAAUCAGGAAAAAAAUAUGAUUCAUUUUGAUUAUGGUUAUUGUCCAUUGAUAGUGGCCAUGUUAGAAUCAUUGACAACAAUGUUAACGAUAAUGAUUGUCUAUUGCCGUCGUACACCAAUCGAAGAGCUAAUUAUAAUCAAAUCAUCAUUCUUUCGACCAUUAUGUCCAUGGCAACGUACAUAUUUUAUACGAAUGAUUACCAUUUUAUAUCUAAUUCUAAGUAUGAUAUUUUUUAUAUUAACAUUUUGUUCAUGGUUUCCACAAAUCACCGGUAUCGAUUCAGAAUGGCAUCACUUUCGCCGAUCUGAUUCAAAUAUAUUUACCAAAUAUAUCUGGCAACAACAACAGCCAAUUACAGCAACAACAACAACAAUGUCAAUUUCAAUGUCAAGGCCACCAUCAACAUUGGAUAAUAAUAAUAAUAAUCAACAUUCAACAACAAUCCACAAUCAACGUUCGAAACGUAAUUCUUCGGAAUUUCAAACUAUUUCCACAAUCAAUAUUGAUAAUAUAACAACAUUUCUUGAUGAUAAUAUUGAUAAUACUGAUGAUGAUGAUGAUGAUGAUGAUUCUGUUGACUAUAAUUCCAAUGUGAUGAUUGAAAAUAAUUUAACCAACACAUCAUCAUUGAUCAAUAAAACAACCACACAACGAUUACCAAGAUAUUCAUCAUUACCGGUUAACAUGUUCACAACAACUCCAAUAACAACUCCAUCUAGUAUUGAUCAUUCAACCAAAAGUAUUUCUUCAUCCAAUCAGAAAAAUAAAUGGUGGCAAAUAAUAGAAAUAUGGCAUCUAUUUUUUUAUUUUGAUUUUAUCUCGAAUAUUCUAUGUAAAUAUAGUUUAUUAUUAAUGAAAACAUUACAUCUAAGCAUCACAAUAUUGAUUAUAUUGAAAUGUUGGCAAUUAUAUAAUGAAAUACGACGACUUAAAUAUUAUUUCAAAAAUAAUAAUAUUGAUCAUUCUCAACGACGCCAAACAAAUGAUACAACACUAACAACAACAACAACAACAAGUUCAUCAUUGGAUAUUAUUAAAUCGAACGAAUCGGUUAUCAUAAUCGAUAAUCAUAAUUCUAAAUUUGGACAACGUAGUCGUCGCCGUCGCCAUCAUCAACAACAGCAACAAUCCGAAAUGGAACGAUUAACAAUAUUGACAAGAAUUUUAUGUAAAAAUAUCCGUUACUAUCAUAAUGUAUUUGGUCAUUUAUUAUUGAUUUGGUUAUUAUUAACAAUUUUUACAUUAAUAGCUAUAUGGGAAUUUUAUAAAUGUUCAGAUCAACAGAAUCGUUUACAAAAAUCAAUAAUUAAUAAUGAAUCUAAUCAACAAUUUCAUGAUUGGCUUAUACCUUAUUCAAUGUUAAUCUAUCAUAGUAUUGAUCUAGCUAUAAUGUUUAUAUUUUAUUUAAUCAUCAGAAUUUUACGCUAUCAAUGUUUAUGGUUGAUCAAUUGAGAUAAAUCUAUAGAUGAAAACAGUGAUGAUAAUAAAUUAUUUUUGAAA